Molecule: messenger RNA, 2238 nt
Organism: Sipha flava (yellow sugarcane aphid)
Lineage: Eukaryota; Metazoa; Arthropoda; Insecta; Hemiptera; Aphididae
Product: probable ATP-dependent RNA helicase DDX5
Exons: 13
Coding region: 382-2046 (554 amino acids)
Cellular component (GO): cytoplasm; ribonucleoprotein complex; nucleus
Molecular function (GO): RNA helicase activity; ATP binding; RNA binding
Source: RefSeq, a predicted model, not a curated record
UUUCUUUUUAUCGACCACCGUGUGUCCGUGUAGUGUAUACUCCAACUUUAUAUAUCCUUAUACUUUACUGAUGAGUCCUAGUUUCACUUAGUUUACGUAUUCACAAAAAGUACAUUUAUAUAAUAUUCCACGGUUCAUUUUCCAUACAUCGCGGAUUUUGUUGAAGUCUUAUGUAUUAAAAAAAUAAUAGUCGAAUUCAGGGCGGACGGUGUGUCCGGCGUAUUCAUCGACGGUCGACGGGUAAGCAUCGACCGCGAUAGAGUAUACUUUCUCUUAUUGCCAACGCAUAGACACACACUAUCAUAUAUUUCUGUACGCACGCAAACUCCCUCGAAUAUACACAGGUCGGUGAUUUAUAGGCGGCUUGUUUACAUACGGUGAAUGGUUUCUAGUAUGGGCUACAGUCGAAACCCGGUUAUGGCCGCGAGAGACCGUAGACGAGGACGGGACAGACGAAGUCGGAGUCCAAUACGUAGACGUGGUGGUCGUGGGGGAAGAGGUGAUCCUGGAGCGAAUUUACGUAAACCACGAUGGGAUACGAAAAAACUGGAACCAUUUAAAAAAGAUUUCUAUUUGCCACACGAAACAGUACAUAACAGAUCAAAAGCUGACAUAGAAAAAUACAGAGAAGAAAAAGAAAUAACAUUAGUUGGCGAUAAUAUUCCUAAACCAAUACUUAAGUUUGAUGAAAGUGGCUUUCCCGAAAUAAUUAUCAAAGAAUUAAAGAAACAAGGUUUUGUCGAACCAACUGCUAUCCAAGCCCAAGGAUGGCCAAUAGCAUUAUCUGGUAAUAACUUGGUUGGUAUUGCUUCUACUGGUUCUGGAAAAACAUUAUCGUAUAUUAUACCUGCAUUGAUACAUAUUUCUCAUCAACGAAAAUUGUCACGAGGUGAUGGACCAAUUGUAUUAGUUUUAUCUCCUACUCGAGAACUUGCCCAACAAAUACAGACUGUUUGUGAUGAUUUUGGUGAUGCUUUUGGAGUUAGUAGUACGUGUUUAUUUGGUGGAGCACCUAAAGGUGGUCAAGCAGCUGACUUGAGCCGUGGAGUUGAAUUAGUUAUUGCUACACCUGGACGUUUAUUGGACUUCCUUGAAAGCGAACGUACGAAUAUGUGUCGCUGCACAUACCUUGUUUUAGAUGAAGCUGAUCGAAUGUUAGACAUGGGUUUUGAACCUCAGAUUCGAAAAAUUAUUGAUCAAAUAAGACCAGAUAGACAAGUAUUAAUGUGGUCUGCAACAUGGCCCAAAGAAGUAAAAAAUUUGGCUGAAGAAUUUUUAGACGAAUACAUACAAAUAAAUAUUGGUUCGUUAACCUUGGCAGCUAACCAUAAUAUUCAACAAAUUGUUGAAGUUUGUCAGGAAUAUGAUAAAGAAACAAAGUUAAUAUCACUUUUAAAAAAGAUAAUGGAUGGAGAUGAAAAUAAAACUAUUGUUUUCAUAGAAACUAAACGGCGAGUAGAUGAAAUUACAAGAAAAAUUAAAAGACACGGGUAUUCAGCUGUAUGUAUUCAUGGAGACAAAUCUCAGUAUGAAAGAGACAAUGUUUUGAAAGAUUUUAGAGAUAGCCGUUAUCCUAUAUUAGUUGCUACAGAUGUGGCUGCUCGUGGACUUGAUGUGGAAGAUGUGAAGUUUGUUAUCAAUUUUGACUAUCCAAAUAACUCUGAAGACUAUGUGCAUCGUAUUGGUCGAACUGGUCGAUCCCACAAGACUGGUACUGCUUAUACUUUCUUUACACAGUCCAAUGCCAAACAAGCUGCUGACUUAGUGUCAGUUCUAACUGAAGCUAAUCAGACUAUAAGUCCAAAAUUAAAAGAAAUGGCUGAUAACUGGCGUUCUAAUGGAUUUUCUGGAAGAGGUGAUAGAAGACGUGGAUGGAGAAGUGGUCGAUCAAAAAAAUCUAAAAGUCGUUCAAGAAGUCGUGAUCGUUACAGACGUAGAUCAAUAUCUAGAUCCCGGUCUCGAUCAUAUUCUAGGUCUAGAAGUCGUAGUCGCUCACGGUCAUAUGAUAGACAUCGCAGGCGUAGACGUAGCAGGAGCUCGGAUUAAAGAAAAUUAAUGAACAAAAAAUAUAUUUCAUUAUGGUUGUUUUAUAUUAGACAAUGAUUUUUUUUUCAACUAUUGUUUUUCCCCUCUUAUUAAUGAUCAAUUUCUUGACUAUUUUUGGGUUUUACAUUAAGAUUAACAUCGUUAUCCAUCUUUAAUUUUACACAAAAAAAAUUUUUUCACAAUAUAAUGUUU